Molecule: messenger RNA, 3030 nt
Organism: Dinoponera quadriceps
Lineage: Eukaryota; Metazoa; Arthropoda; Insecta; Hymenoptera; Formicidae
Gene: exp
Exons: 8
Coding region: 1-1335 (444 amino acids)
Biological process (GO): regulation of DNA-templated transcription
Molecular function (GO): protein binding
Source: RefSeq, a predicted model, not a curated record
AUGGUAUCGAGACGGAAAAUACUCUCGCGUUCGCGAGACAAUCUCGUAGAAUCACAGUACGAAGAGCAAGAAGAGGAAGAUGUAUGGUAUAAUUUGGAUAAAUUAUACAAGGAUCACAUACAGGAAGUUUUAGAUAAAUGGAAUCAAAUAGAUGACGAAAUUUGGGCGAAAGUUAUCGUGUUCGAGAGAAACAGACGAGUGGCGAAAGCGUAUGCCAGAGCGCCUGUUCUCACGAUAAACGGUUCGAAUGACGGGUUUGAUGGAUUCAGAAUAGGACUUUGCGGAUUUGACAAUCCCAUGCGAGAUCCGAAGACGGAAGAAGCGAAACGUCACAUAAAUCAGGGAGUUAAAAUAAAAAUGGACGAACAAGGCAACAUACUCAUCAAGAGAUUAUGUAAGAACAACGUGUACGUCAAGUCCACGAAUCAAGAGGACAACGCGAUCGGUCCAGAAAUUAUACGCAAUUCGCAGGGUGCGCUCGAGCAUGAAAAACCGGGAAAGUUAUUCGAUAUGAAUAAGUUUCAAACGAAUCUAUCGCGGGAAACACGGAGAGCCUACCCGGACAGACGACGAUUGGAAAUGCAGUGUCUCAGCGCUAUCAUAUUCGUGAGAACGGAAGCCGACUUGCUGCAGUGCCCUGUAUGGGUACUCAUCGUCAAUGUGGUCGGCUUGGACAUGCUCAAGUCAAAGCUACCGCCAGUUUUAGCACUACAAAGGCCGGUCGACAUAAAGAAUAGACCUAGAAUACCAAUUCCCGACGAAGAUCCUUAUAGCGUGGCGGGUGUGUCGUCGUCCGUAGGAGGCCCUAGCGAAAUAAUCCCGGGGGAUAGAGACUCUCGAGAGCAAAUCUACAUGCAAUCGACGAGUUACCAGCACCGACGUACAGAGAGACCGCCGAAACUGCCUCCUAGAGAGAAUCUUUACGGUCACGGCAUCCCCAAGCCUGACUACGAUGAUAUAGAAGAUGACUAUACGAGAGCAAUAAAGCAUCCCAUGAUGAGCGACGAGAAGCGAAGUAAACAUGACGACAGAAAGAAAUACGACGACCCAUAUUAUUGCGGUUUACGAGCGCGUGUGCCGAAUUUCGUGAAAAUGGCGAGAAACGGUCAUAGCAAAAUGGGCCCUCCUCCUCCUCGAGGACAUGUCAGGACACAAGCCGCGCCAUCCUACGCGGGCGCCGCAUACGCUAGUAGUCAAUCCUCUCAAAUAUAUGGUCAUCUACCUGCCCAUCGACCGCCCAUUAUGUACCAUGCCCGAAGCUUCGAGAGCGGACUUGGAACGAGUCACCGUAUAAUCACAUAUACGGAAGGUUACCGAUCCCGACGAGAGGCGUAAUACCUCCAACUCCGCGUGCUAUGUAUAUUGGAGAGUGGGAUUAGAUAGUAAGAAAUAUCUCUGCGUUUGUACCUAUAAACUUGUAUAUUGUUAAUAUACUACAUAAAUACUCAUAUUUUUAUGCUGGCACUCGUGUGCUUAUUGUUUCAUCCCUGUAAAUGAAAAUGACAAUUAUACUUAAUAAGCUCGCAGAAACAAACCAAUCAAUUAAUUAUAUUCAGACACCCCAAAUGCGCGUGUUCUUCUCUAUUUUAUGCAUGAGCAUAGUCAGGGGGAAGGGAGCGCAUCCCUAAAUUUUGGCAAGGAGAAAUCGUUUUUUACUAGGGGAUAUGCUUAGAAGAUUUUCUUACCAUUUCUUUAUUUCAUAUAUAUACUCAAAAAAUAUGCAUAUGUAUUUAAAAAUAUUUCUGUGAAGCUUGAAAGAUGUAAGAAAAAUGACUGAACAAGAGCAAUUUGAAUAUAAAGGUGCCUGAAGUAUCGUUACUGAGCACGAGAAUACACGUCGCUUUCCUUUAUCUAUUGUAAUUAAAACUACCUGCACGACUUGAAAUCUUUUAUUUGGGUAUUGAAAUUCUCUUAUCCGAUGUUUUCUGGAUAGUUCGUAUAUUCCUAUUAUAUAAAUGGACAAAGCCAUUUUCAGGUAUAACGACAGUGUGUCUCGAACUUUCAAACAAAGAUACGAGAAAUGACGUUUGAGCCACUUAUUUGGCCUUUUAAUUGUUCUUUUUAGCUGAAUUGCCGCACUAGUUCAAGAAAUGUACGCAUACUGAAACACGAGAAUCUCGUACGUACGCUUCAUACGCUUCAAUGUGUAUGUAAAUUUCUUGAACUAGUGCAACCAGUUCAGCUGAGAAAAGAACAGACCAAUUAUCAUAAAAGUUUCAGCAAACCUCAGCAUAUAAACUGUCCGCCGGAUCCAUCAAACUAGUGUGCUGAGGACACGCUGAAGUGCAAAGGCAUUUUAGAAGCGAUUACCAGCCUUUAAAUGAAAAAGUUUGCGAAGUUAUUAUAUCAAUAUGCAAAGAAUCUCUCAAGAGAUGACGAAAUGUUUUGACGCAAUAUUUAAAAUAAUAACAAAAGUUUAAAUGAUUUGAAAUUUAAAUUAGGCGUUUUACAUCGAAAUAUUUACACGUAUAAGGCCUAACAACUAUUGAAACUGCGACGGUCCUGGCCGCUUGUAUUUUCAAUGAAAGAUAUGUAUUCAUCUUGAAAAUAAUGUCACUAAUGGGCAUGGAAAUCGACAGAAAAGUGGACAUUUUCGCAUUGCAGCAAGAUAAAGAACGUUCACAUAACGUUUGUAUGUCGGUGAGGAACAUUUUAUAAAAAUAAAUCUAAUGAAAAUGUCUCAAUUUCACCAUCAGACAUUCCUUGGCCCAACGAUCAAUGGUGCAUAACGAGCACCAUUGAAAGGUCUUUUAAUACAUUGCGAAAGGUGAAAACCUGAUUGCGGUCAACAAUAUCAGGAAAUUCAGUCUCGGUGAAUUAUGUAUGCUAAGUGGUGUGUACAGAAAAAUAGUGCUCGCGAAAAGAAAGAAAAAGAAAGAAGCUGAAGGAAGAAGUGUUGCUAUAAGAAAAUUUACCGGAGAUCCGCAAAGACUAGCUUUAAUAUAACAUUUUAAUGAUAAGGCUAGGGUCGGAUCCGACCUAUGCUCUGUUUUGUUCAUUUUUCAUCUGAUUAAUGUGCGAAAUAGGUAA